UUCGAAGAAGGCAAGUAUUCGCCAGUGAGUAGAAUAGUCGCUAUGCAGAAAGAUGUUUUGUACAAAAUUAAUUUGGAUUUUUACUGCAAUCUUGGCAACUUCACAGACAGUUUCCGCGAAAAAGUGUGUCUAUGUUCGCAUUGAUAACGAUUUUAAUUCACGUGAGAUCGAUCUUGUUGAGUGUAAAAAUGUUUCUUCAAUGAAUGAGCUAUCGUCAGAUAUUAGAUUCGAUUGGAGACGUUUAAAAGUGAUUAAUAAGAUCGGUGAUACGUUCACGAUUGCAGAAAAUGAUCAAGGUCUGGAGUACAUACAACGAUUAGAUUUAUCACAAGCCGGGAGUCUUGAUGUUGCAGAAUAUGGUUUUCGUGGCUUCUCUCAAUUGAUCGAAUUGAAUAUUUCGAGCACACACACUUCGAUUUUAAGAAACAGUUGGUUUUCACGAAGGAACAAUAUACAAAUUCUCGAUUUUAGCUGGAAUCAGUUAACUUCGUUAAAGCAGGAUAGCUUGCGAACACUGUCACAGCUAUCUGUUGCCAACUUUUCUCACAAUGAAAUCGAAGAUAUUGAAAUGGUGGCAUUUUCCUCUUUACAAUCUAUGAAAAUACUCGAUUUGCGCAACAAUCGUAUUGCACAUCUGUUUGACCUGGGCGAUCUUUCUACACUGGAAAUCUUGAAUUUGGAUGAGAACUUUUUAGUUGAGUUGCCUCCCAACGGAUUUCAUAAGCUGAAGGGCCUCCGAACACUCACGUUGUCUGAAAAUACUAUAUCAACUCUACAAAGAAAUUGCUUCUACGGCUUGGAAGCUCUGAGGACGUUGAAUAUUUCCGGAAAUUCCAUCACAAACAUCCAAAAUUAUAUUUUUGAUGGAUUCUCCACCGUGCUGAAGGAGCUCGAUAUCAGCAAGAAUUACAUUUCACAGAUCGAUUCAAAUGCGUUCCAGAAUUUAAAUUUUCUUCAAAUUUUGAACCUGUCUGGCAACAGCAUUAAAGAUUUGAUGGAAAAUACAUUUUAUGGCCUGAAUGCCCUGCGAAAAUUGUAUUUGUUGAACAAUGACAUUUCGAGCAUAGAACCACGGACAUUUGACGAGUUGCAAAAUCUGGAGGAGUUGGACUUAUCAGGGAACGCCUUGCAAUCAUUUAGUGGAAUAGUGUUUGGUCACUCAAUGUCACCACGGAAGUUACGCAAGCUGUUCCUCAAAAAUAACAAAUUGCUUGAAAUUCAUCCCCACACAUUCAAUCAUAUUCCAAAUAUCGACUACCUCAGUCUGUCGUUCAAUUCGAUCGUUCGACUCGAUGACAAUCUACUUUUGCCGCUAACAGCACUUAAGAAACUACAUAUCGAUCACAAUAACAUUGAAGAAUUGUCUGCUUCUCUGUUUAACACAACUCUUCUGCUGCAAGAACUGUACAUUGCUCACAAUAAAUUGACUUUUUUCCCUGAAGUCGACAAUGAAUUCAGAAAUUUGGUGAAAGCAUCACUGGAAGGAAAUCCAUGGCAAUGUCCGUGCCUAAAUGAUAUUAUAGAUUGGAUGAAGCAGAAAGGAGUUGAUUACAAGCGAACACGCGAUAAUCCAUACUACGCCGGUUUGAAACCUAUAUGUGUGUUGAAUUCGCGCAAUGAUUGUAUUAAGGACAUUGAUGUAGCCAGGGAGCUUCGUAUUGUCGAAAUAUACACAAAUUCUUUGAAGUGAA
Messenger RNA from Bradysia coprophila, 1691 nucleotides. RefSeq lists its product as uncharacterized. The record is from RefSeq and is a predicted model, not a curated record. NCBI's taxonomy places the organism in Eukaryota, Metazoa, Arthropoda, Insecta, Diptera, Sciaridae. Gene Ontology annotation, cellular component: plasma membrane. Gene Ontology annotation, molecular function: protein binding.